CUUGAUAUAAAAUAACAUUUUGCAGAAUAGUUUUAACGAAUGUAUUAUAUUUUUUUUCAUUUCAUUCCUGAAACCUGCAAUCAUCUACCCACCCCGAAAAAAACGUUCAAAACGGUCACGUCAUACACAUCUCAUCACUACACCGAUACACACGAGUGUUGAUGACACGCUCUCAUGAAUCUGCAAAAAAAACUACAAAUCAUGGUUUUCGAUAGCAGCUGAAAAAUGAUGACAAAGUCGACGAAAGUCUGGUUGGAAACGAAUCUAAUGUUAAUGCUGUCGAAGUGAACAAACUCCAGGAAGGCGUGGAUACUGCACAGAUCGAAACAUCUUCCGACUUCGUGACUUCGGAGGAUAGAGGUGAAAAUGAAAACAACGACAAAGUAAAUACCGAGGAACGGCUCGACGAGCUCGAUUCGGAAGGGAACUUAUCCGUUUCAGAGGCUGAAAUUGCAACAGAUUCGAAGCCUGAUGAAAUGUCCAACGAUGAAGCUAAUGUUUCGGCAGACAAAUCUGAGAAGUCUGAGGCUAAAACAGUCGAGAAUGAAACAUCACCGUCAACUUUGGAGAAUACUGAGACUCAUAUGGAUACAGCUGAAACGAUGCCUUCCGCCGAAACUGACGCUCGCAUUUCAUCACAAGAUAGUAAUGAGAAUGAGGCUGAGUUACCAGCACAUGGAGUAUCUGUAGAUGAUACAAACAAACGCGCUAAUGAGGAACCUCUCGUUCAACUGAAUGUUCAAGUGAGUGAGGAUGAGCCAACCUUGAAGCCUGUUGCUCCCGAAGAUGUAAAUGCAGAAAAACCCAUCUUAACAGUCGAACCGGAGCGUUUGUCGAAAGAAGUUGAGGAAUCUUCGAAUGUGACUCAUUCUGAACAUCAUACUAUGGAAGACAAACAGGAAGUUGUAUGUGACACUGCUGAAAAUAUAUGGCCAGAGAAUAAUGAGAAUAUCGAACCGGAUUUUGUAAUAUGCGAAAUAUCCAGAGACGAUGCAGAUGAAAGCGCUAACGAGGAGAAAGCUGAGAAUGUAAUGACCUUGAAGUCCGUAGUUCCCGAAGGCGGAGAAGCAGAGAAGCAGAGAGAAGCUGAAGAUAAAAAAUCUCCAAACGUGGCUCAUUCUGAACAUUCUGAACGUGGAAUCGCAGACAAACAGGAAGAUGAAUCUAACUGUGUUGAAAGUCUCUUAGCAGAUAUAAAUGAGAAUAUUCAAGCAGAAUCUGUUAUUCAUGAAACACCCAGAGACGAUACAAAUGAAAACGCAAUCGGAGAAAAAACUGAUGAAUCUUUCGUCCCAAUAAAUGUUCAAAUGAGUGAGAAUAGCCCAACUUUGAAGCCUGCUUCUCCCGAAGAUGUACAAGAAGAAAAUCCCUUUUUAGCAGUCGAACCGAGACAUUUGCCGAAAGAAGUUGGGUAUGAAAAGAAUCCAAACUUGAUUCACUCUGAACUUCAUGGCAUCGAAGACAAACAGGAAGUCGAAUCUGACACUGCAGAAAAUCUAUUACCAGAUAAUAAAGCUAAUGUGGAAGUGGAUUCUGUAAUAUAUGCUGAUGCUAUCGAGGAUAAAGUUGAGGAACCUGUUGUUCAAAUGAAAAAUGUUCAAGUGAAUGAGAACAGUCCAGCUUUGAAGCAUGUUGCUUCCGAAUACGUAGAAGCAGGAAAAUCUAUUUCAGCAGUCGAACCGGAACUUGUAUCGAAAGAAGUUGAGGAUAGAAAAUAUCCGAGCUUGCAUCAUUCAGAACUUCAAGGUAUCCGAGACAAACAGAAAGUUGAAUCUCACACUGUUGAAAGUCCUGAAAAACCAAACAAUGAUGAGAAUAUUGAAACGGGAUCCAGAGACGACGAUGCAAAUGAAAACGCUAUCAGGGAGAAUGUUGAGGAAACUCUCAUCCAAAUGAUGAAUGUUCAAAUGAGUGAGAAUAGCGCAAUUUUGAAGGCUGUUGAUUCCGCAGACAUAGAGGUAGAAAAUCUCAUUUUAGAAGUCGAACCAGAGCAUGUAUCGAAGGAAGUAGAGGAUGAGGGUUCUCCAGCACUGGAGCAUUUCAAACUUCAUGGCAUUGUAGACAAAAAGGAAGUUGCAUCUGACACUGUCGGAAGUCUAUCACCGAAAAAUAACGAGCAUGUUGGAGCGGAAUCUGUAAUACAAGAAUUAUCCAAAGACGAUGCAAAUGAAAGCGCUAACGAGGAGAAAGUUGAGGAACCUCUCGUUCAAAUUAAUGUUCAAGUGAAUGAGAACGCGGCAACUUUGAAGCCCGCAACUCACGAUGACGGGAAGAUAUCUCCUGCACUGGAGCAUUAUGAAUCUCACGUUAUCGAUGAUGAUCAAAACAUGAUACAUGAACAGGAAGCGGAGCCUUCAGCCGAAUCUGUUACUGCUGCCAUUCUUUCACAAGUUGAUCAAGAGAAACCUCGUGAGGAAACGGCAAUUAAAAAUCCCGUAGCUCUCGUAAACGACGAGAAAAAAUAUCCUGUUUUAACAUCGGAUCAAGAACUUGUAACAAAAGUAGUUGAGAAUGAUGCUUCUCCAGCACUGGAGCAUUCUGAAAUUCCCGUUAUCGUUGACAAACAAUGCGAUGUACAUGAACAGGAAGUGAUACCAUCCGCCGAGUUUGUCACAGCUGAAAAUCUAUCGCAAGAUAAUGCAGAGAACCUUGAUGAAGAAUCAGUACAAGAAUCAUUCAUAGGAGAUGCGGACAAAAAGGCUAACGAGAGAAAUAUUGAGGAACCGCUAACCCUACCUAACAAUCAAGUGGGGGAGAAAACGGCCAUUGAAAAUCCUGUAGCUGCCAUUUCAACAUCGGUCAUGGAUGAAUCAUCUCCAACAGAGCAGGAAACUUUGUCAUCAAUUGGAUCUGGUACUGCUGAUAAGCUCUUACAAGAUAUGAAGGAGAAUACUGAAACAAAAUCAGUGGAGGAAGAGUCCGUAUAUGAUACAAAGAAAAGUGUAAUCCAGGAAAACAUCGGGGAAUCUCUCGUGAAAGCCAAUCCAGAAGCGAGUGAGAUUACGGGAACUCCAAAGCUUGAAUCCUCGGAAGAGAACAGUGACAACCUAACGGCUGAAGCGGAGCAGGUGUCCGAAAAAGUGGGGCACGAAAUUGAUAGUACUAUGGAUAAACAGAGCGAAGCCACUGAAGGAGUUCUAUCACAACAAAAUGUCGAGAAAACAUCUGAGCAAGGAAUUGUCAAAGAUGGUGAGAAUGAAAGUACUUUCGAACUAAAAAAACUCAUGGAUCCAUCUUCUGAAAUGAUGAAAAAUAUCGUUGCUUCCAUGUCUGAAGUUCUCGAAAAUGAUGGAGAGGAAAUUUUCUCUUCAAAAACAGAACCGAUUGAGGGAAUCAAAGAGACAGUCCCCAUACAGACACUGUUUGAAAACAAUACAACUCCCUAUGUGGAAACAAGCAUGCUGAAAGAAGAAAAAGUUCUACCUUUAAUCGAAUCUUCUUUUGAAAAUCUACAAAAUGAACAGCACAUUGGAACAGAUUCAUUGAAAUCUUUAGAAGAAUUGGUCGAAGUCGGAGAAAAGCUCGAAGAAUGCCCCCGGAACUUACAAUAUGAAUUGAAUGAAAAUACGAUAGUUUCUGAACCGGAAGAUUCGAAAGCUGACGAAGAAGAAGGGACUGUUUUGAGUGCCGAACCAUUGCAAGUGUCUCCUGCAACGGGACAGUCUGAAACCCGCAAUAUUUCGGAUGGGAGCCUAGCCUUGGAAAAAACAAGUGAAGCAGAAGUAGAAAAAUCGCUGCAAUCGGAAGUAAUUUUGUUCAAAGAACCUAUACUUAUCGUUGAGGAUGUCCCACAGCUGGGCACUGAGUUGAGCUCCGCAAAUCAACAGAAGGACGAUAAAACAGCAAUGGCUGUGCUUCAGGAAAGGAUGGAUGGCACCCAGACCGCAUCAUCUACAGAAUUCGCCGUCUUAGCAGAUGAUAUAAACAUAAUAGAGGGAAUACAUGAUGUAUUGUAUGAAGCUAUGUUAAAAGAUGAGAUGGAUCAAGAUAUUGGGGAGAAAAAAAGAUUCAGCGAUGUCGGAACGGAGCAAUGUGUCGCUGAACAAGUCUCUGAUAAAAACUUCGCUAUUCAAGAGGCUGAAAUGGUAACGAAUCUAAAAUCUGAUGGAAUGAUAAAUAACAAUAAUGACGACAAGGAAUAUGCUUUGAAAGACGAACCAGAGAAGGUGUCAAUAGAAGUCGAGAAAGAAAUAUCGCCCCCAGCUUUGGGAAGUGUUGAAUCGCUUACUUUUAUAGCUGAGGUAUUGAGCACAGAAAACGAAAUCGAAGUAAAUGACACGAAUGUAUCGAGGCAGGUGCCCAUGGAAGACGAAAGCAAUUCUCCCCUAGCUUUGGGACAGUCUGAAUCUUAUUCUGAACUUGUAUCGAACGAAAACAGUUCCAUAGCUAUGGAAUCCGAACAGAAUGCCUUUGAAACCAUACCUCCGAAUUCACAAGCAGAUAACAACGCAGUCUUCGAAACUGUUGGAGCACAGGAAGAACCUGAGGCUCCGCUCCAAGUUCGCGCGAAGGAAGAGCCUCUAGAUUCAAACUCGGAAUCAGUUCCAAUGACAGAAUCUGGCGAAUUACAAAGUGUUGCAGAUAAUCCUGAAAGCGAGCCACUAGAAGUUAAGCAUGAUAUUGCACAGGCUGACAUCGAAAAUAAAACAGAAGCUCUCCCAACGGACAACAUGGUUCGAACACAAGAAAAACUAGCUGAAAACAUAACUGCUUGUGAAGUCGUCGCUUCAAACACCGGAAAGCAGGAUGCAACUGCUUUGUCUCCUGUCACACCAGACGCAUUUGUUGAGAAAUGCGUCAAAGAAGAAGGGGCUGUUCCAAAAGGCGAUGUAUUGGUCGAGUUGCUAGAACCAAAGGUAACAUCUAGCGAGGAGCUUGCCGCCACGGCCAGUGCCGAGGCAGAUGAGGCCGAACAGAUGGAACUGCUAGCAGCAGCUGCUGAUUUGGCCAAACGAGAAGACAUCGAAGAUGAUGCCACGCAACCGGAAGCAGAGGAUGUGGAGAUUGCUGAAGAGGACGAGGUAUCCGGCAAACUGGUAGAUACCGACGAUCCCAUGUUGGCAACACAGGAGCAGGAAGAAUAAAUCCCGAACACUUUGCUUGGGAUAAUGCGACAACCCUUCAUGUCACAAUUUUUCACCAACUUUAACACCACAAGCAAUAACAACAACAUCGCGCUUCAAUCGACGUCACAAUCUCUAUAUCUUCCUCUGUUAGUUAGCAUAUAGUGAAAAUAUUGCACUAAUGCCGAAUAUUCUCCGUCUCCAUUCUCUAACUACUCUCGCUAUCUGUAUCUGAUAUAAUGAUAGGAUUUCUACUUAUAAGUGAAACAAGCAUUAUUAAGACCAGAUUUUAAGAAAAACCAAGAAUCAGAUAGAAUUUAGUAAUCGGUAUCGAACUCUCUGGCUAGCGAAGGCAUUAGAAAAGCUGACCUACGAAUCUUUUUUUUCGGAACGACACAGAUAGCUGGUUCUUAUUUAUCUCUUUUAAGGUAGCUCUGAAGAAACAAAUCAAUGUGUUGAAUUAGUUUUCCAUCAGCUCUAAUCGAUUAGUGGUAAUGAUUUUCGAUAUGUUACCAAUUAUCGCAUUGCAAAUUGUAAUACUUUGAAGGAGGGAUUAGAAGAAGUAACACACACAUUGAAUGAUUUAUUUGUUAGAGGACUUUGAAUUUGUAUGUUUAAGAAAAGCAACUGAAUAAACUAAAUCAAAUUUCGAACAGUU
Toxorhynchites rutilus septentrionalis is the source of this 5721-nucleotide messenger RNA. RefSeq lists its product as uncharacterized. Bases 477 to 5084 code for a protein of 1535 amino acids. Lineage: Eukaryota; Metazoa; Arthropoda; Insecta; Diptera; Culicidae. The record is from RefSeq and is a predicted model, not a curated record. The transcript is spliced from 3 exons.